UAGCUAUGGGCACCUGGCCCAUUCCUUUCCUAGAACACAUUACAGUUCUUUGGAGAACAGUCAGAGUCAAGGUAACAGAAAGGUAACCCAUUAUUUUAGUAGGAAAAUACAUUUGUUCAUGUCAGUCAAUAAAGUGGAACCUGAAAUGGAAAAGCAACACUCAAGAAACAUAGAAGCUGCAGACAACGGGAGAGCAAGGGUGGAAAAUUAUGAAGAUGGUGGAGCAGGUGGUGUUGGUUGCUGUGGAAUAAUCCUGAUAGCCUGUUCUUUUCUUUUAAUUAUCCUGACUUUUCCAAUUUCGAUCUGGCUUUGCAUAAAGAUUGUGGCAGAGUAUGAGAGAGCUGUCAUCUUUCGACUUGGGAGGAUAAGCAAAGGAGGAGCCAAAGGACCUGGAAUGUUCUGGAUCAUCCCCUGUGUGGACACAUUCCGUCGAGUUGAUUUGAGGACAGUAUCAUUCAAUAUCCCUCCACAGGAAGUUUUAACGAGAGACUCUGUGACAAUCAUGGUGGAUGCUGUUGUGUACUAUCGUAUCUUCAACCCCUCAAUUGCCAUCACGAAGGUAGAGAAUGCAGACCAGGCUACCAAGAUGCUUGCUCAGACAACACUGAGGAACAUGCUGGGGACAAAGAACCUUUCUGAGAUACUGACUGACCGAGAGGAGAUGGCAGAUCAGAUGGAGCAUGUGCUGUAUGAUGCAUCAAAGGACUGGGGCAUCAAGGUGGAAAGAGUGGAGCUCAAGGAUGUCAAACUCCCAAUGUCACUGCAGAGAGCUAUGGCUGCUGAAGCAGAGGCUUCUCGGGAGGCCCGUGCAAAAGUCAUCGCAGCAGAAGGGGAGAUGAAUGCAUCCCGUGCACUGAAGGAAGCUGCCUUAGUCAUGUCUGAGGCUCCUUCUGCCCUGCAGCUUCGCUACCUGCAGACUCUGUCAGAGAUCGCUUCUGAGAGGAACUCCACCAUCCUGUUUCCCAUUCCCAUUGACUUCAUGUCCUCAUUUAUGAAGCAGAAAUGAGCAUCGCCCCCCUAGACAGCCUGGCCUGGCCCUCACGCAACUCUGUUAAGAGUAAAGGGGUUAAUUGUACUAUGUUUUCAGAUAAAAAAGAGCACUUCGACCAUGCUUAUCUUAUUGAUUGAAAAAUCUCAGCUAUCCAACUUCUGCACUUUGACAGUUCAUCUCAGAAUCCUAGAACUCUUUUGCAAAAAAAAUCCUUUUGUCCAUCUUCAAUUCUCUCCACUUAAAUUUCACCACUGAUGAAAUAGUCUUUAAAGAGAGGCUGAUGGGUCUCUAGAAUAAGCUGAUUUCCUAAAAUCUUCAAGAGAGAACUGUGUGAAAUAUUGGAAUCAAUAAGUGACAAGCAACCAACCGAGCAUUAUGGAUAUAUUGGGCUCCUCUUGUUUAUAACCAUUCUAAGGGUCCUCGGCUCCUACAUUUGACCUGAGCUGGAAGUGAUGGUUUGGGUUGACACUGUAAAACUUUAACAUAUAUUGAUUUGACUUUUAUGUGGAGAAAUAUAUAAUAUAUAAUACAAUAUAAUAAGUGUUUUUAUCACUUGGGAACAUACCUAUUUACUAUAAAGUACUGGUAUUUUUAAAAACAUUAUAGUACAAUGUAUUUUUAGAAAAAGUAUAGCUUUUUUGCUAUUUUUUAAAGAAAGAUCGAUAUUAAACCAUGAGUUGAUUUUUGUUGUUGGGGAAGAUUAAUAAUUAUUAAUGUCUGUCACUGAAGACCCACAAAAGAAACAUUUCUGUAAAUUUUAUUUAAGAGUCUACUGUAUCUCUAACACUACCUCAGAGUAAAAGGAUGUGAACCAUACUUUUUGAGAAGCGAAAAAAAUACUUGUGUAUAGCAGUAGAAAAUAAUAUCAUGUUACCGUACAUACAGAUGAACAGAAACUCAAUAAAGA
Messenger RNA from Lepisosteus oculatus (spotted gar), 1898 nucleotides. RefSeq names its product stomatin-like. The record is from RefSeq and is a predicted model, not a curated record. NCBI's taxonomy places the organism in Eukaryota, Metazoa, Chordata, Actinopteri, Semionotiformes, Lepisosteidae. Gene Ontology annotation, cellular component: plasma membrane.